GUGUACUCGUGAGGAUACUGUAUACUCUUUAAAUAGGAUAGGAGAAGCUGUACUUGUCAUCACCAAUUAUAUCCUGAACCCUUUUUGUCGAUCAUCCUCCGGCUUUCACGCAUUAGUCCCCGGAAAAUCAACACCCAACAUCAAACCUGUCAACACCACAACCAACUACCAUCAUCAACAUGGCCACUCGUCGCUCCGCAGAGAAAUCUCCUUCUCCCAAGAAUGUUGUCGCAUCUUCGGGCUCUCCAAAGCCCUCUGACUCAGAUGUGACCCCUGCCGUUCCCACAAAUGUGAUCAUGAAACUUCUCGGAUUUUCCUUCGCCAUGGUCGUCAUUCCUAUCGGGAUGUACUUUGUUACGGUAGACUUUGGAGCAAGCCCCACAGUCGGCGGUAUUGUGGCCGCCAUCAUGGCUAACGUAGUUCUCGUCGCAUACAUUUAUGUUGCGUGGAAGGAUGAUCAGGCGGAGAGGGAAGCUGACGCCAAGUAUAAGGAGAAAAAGGCACAGUAAAUGGUACAGCCACUCUGUCUUGUUGUCUUUGUUGUUUUCCUUUCAUUUUAUUCCUGGCUCUGGGGGCCCUGUAUUGCAGAGAUGGCGUUCAUGGAUCGCUCUGUUUUCGCAUGCUAGGUAUGUACUUGUCGUCUCGUUUGUCUUGAAAGCUAUGUCGGGAUAGUAUGUAUGUAAUGGUUUAG
This is a messenger RNA of Aspergillus costaricaensis CBS 115574, 691 nucleotides long. Its product is annotated as vacuolar ATPase assembly integral membrane protein VMA21. Gene Ontology annotation, cellular component: endoplasmic reticulum membrane. The transcript is spliced from 3 exons. The coding region runs from base 180 to 509 and encodes 109 amino acids. The record is from RefSeq and is a predicted model, not a curated record. NCBI's taxonomy places the organism in Eukaryota, Fungi, Ascomycota, Eurotiomycetes, Eurotiales, Aspergillaceae. Gene Ontology annotation, biological process: vacuolar proton-transporting V-type ATPase complex assembly.